AUAGAACCACCCCAAGGAGUUCUUCUGUGGCUUAAGUGAGGAAGUGUGCAGUGCUUAACACAUGACUGAUGUGUAGUAUGUGCUCAGUAAUUAUGCUAUUGUUUUUCAUUUUUAUUGCAAGGUAUUUCCCUAGAGAUGAAAACUUAUUUAGAAAAAACCAUGUCCAGUUGAGUUUGUUUCUUUCAUUCUAUAAUUUCCAAUUUUUCAAACAAUAUUUUAACCUCUUCAGUUUUUGGUUAUGUAACUUGUUAUCAUGCUGCAAGGACAUAUCUGAUUUUAGAAUUAGAAUUACUUUAAAGCAUGGAGUUUUGUCCUCAAAUCCUACUGUGCAUCACGGGCUCCUCAUAAGCCUCCUAAUUUCAGGAUUAGAGAGUUAGGGCAUAGAGGGAGAGUCAUGAUCUUUUCUCAGUGAUGUAUAUAGCUGAUUCCUCAUUAUUUUUCACAAUGAAGAUAAAGGCAUAAUUUGCCAUGGCAUGGAUUUUUGAUCUUUUUAAAUCCCAAAUGCUUUUAUGACAUUAAGCCUAAUCAAAUGAUGAACAUUUCUAUUAAUUUACUACUUGCUUGAAAAUAAAGCAGCUGUGGGAAGUACCAAGAUCUUUAUUCAGGUUUCAGAUAUAGAGCAGUGUAGGAGGUACAGAGAUGAGAAGAACACGUUUCCUGGUCUUGUAGGGUUAAAAAUUCAGUAGGCAGAACCAAUAGGCAUUAUACAACAUAAAUGCUCAAAGCCAAGGACAUGCCUUUUAAGAUAACCUUGAAGGAUACAUAUUCCAGUGAUUGAAAGGUAUUCCAGAACAAGGCAAUAAUUAAUGCCUAGGCACAGAUCUGGGGGCCUUCAGGGCACCUUGAGGUAACAGCACAUUACUGUGUCCAGAGGACCCAGUAAGUGUCUGUGGGAGGGGAGGGGAGACCUCAGAGCUGGGCUGCUUUACGAAACACUUGAACACUUCCCCUGAUGAAGUCGUCAUUUGACCAGCACAGGGAGCCACUGGGUGUGUUUGAGCAGAAGAGGGUUUUAGGAACCUCACUUGAGAAACAUGGUGUGUCGCUUGCUUUGACGAGAUCAAGUUCUUUAGGUGACUUUUCCUGGUCUCAAAGAAAGCUCAUUACUGUGGAAAAACAAGAUAAUGGAACAUUUGGAUUUGAAAUUCAGACUUACAGGCUCCAGAACCAGAACUGGUGCUCCUCAGAGAUGUGCACUCUGAUUUGCAAAAUCCAGGAGGACAGCCCGGCACACUAUGCGGGCCUGCAGACUGGUGAUGUCCUUGCAAAUAUCAAUGGCGUGAACACAGAAGGCUUUACCCACAAACAAGUUGUUGACCUGAUCAGAUCUUCGGGAAACCUGCUAACGAUAGAGACUCUUAAUGGAACAAUGAUUCUCAAGAGAGCAGAGCUUGAAGCAAAGCUGCAAGUUUUAAAGCAAACCUUGAAGAAAAAAUGGGUGGAGUUCAGAUCUCUGCAGUUACAGGAACAGCGUCUGCUUCAUGGUGACACAGGUAACUGCCCAAGUUUUGAAAACACGGAUAUAGAUGAGUCGGUUUUGUUUGGAAUGCUGCCGGGGUCAGGCUCAACCCUCCUGGACCGGAAUCGACUAUCCAGUGAGAGCAGCUGUCUGAGCUCCAUGACAAUGGACAGCGAGGACGGCUACCAGACGUGUGUGUCUGAGGAUUCAAGCAAAGGAGGCUUCAGUCGACAGACAAGCACAGAUGAUGAGUGCUUUGUCCCCAAGGAUGGGGACGAUUUCCUGAAGAGGCCUGUUUCCAGGAGGGACCGAAGUUUUAGUUCUGCCAGCAGUGGGUCCAUGUCACCCUUGUGGGAGGGCAACUUCUCAAACAUGUUUGGGACCCUGCCCCGGAAAAACAGAAGGGGAAGUGUCCGGAAACAACUCUUAAAAUUCAUCCCUGGCCUUCACCGUGCAGUGGAAGAGGAAGAGAGUCGCUUUUGAUGGCUUGUCUUGACCUUUCAUAGUAGCUUAUUUCGUAAAUAUCUUUAGACUUGUUUAGACUAAAUCCACUCAGCCUGGUGGAAAAUUGCAGAUGGAUUGCAAAACUGAAACACCAUACUAGGACGAUGUGACCUUUAUUUAAAUUUUUGUACCAUAAGUUUUGUUUCUUAAAUCUUUUUUUUUUUUUUAACCAGAAAAGCUCAGGUUAUAAACAGAAAGUAAGGGAAUUGAGUAAUAAAUUGGAAAAUAUAACAAAUUAAUGGACAUUCCUGCUCAUUCUAAUGUUGCCUGGGAAGGCAAGGGUAAAUAUUUAUUUUCUAGAUUAUGUGGAAAAUUGAGAACUUUUCAGAGUCAAGUGUAAAUAAAAGAGUGAAGGAAUAUAAUUAUUUGGAUUACCUUCCAUAUGUUCAUUGUAGGUCAUAAAACUUUGUUUAAGAUCAGUAGCCUCCAGGGAGGCUUAACAAUAGGUCAUUUUGAAUGUUUCUGUUUACAUCUGUGAAGGAUUAUAAACCAGAGGAUCAUUAGCUUUUUUUCACAUCCACAGCAACAAUAAAGCAGGAGGUAUAAGAUACAAAAAGAGCAGGAAGUGUAAGAUUCAAUAUGAGGGUUUGGGAUCCAUGGGAACAUGUUGUCUAAGAUGGGUGCUGAGCAGAUUAUGAUAAGGGCUUUUAGAGAGACAGCCUAGACAAAAUGGGUGAGAAUGUCAUUCUUACUCGAUUUAAUUUUUGUUUUGCCUAAACGUUAAUGGGGAGUCUAGAAUUCUCAAGAUCCUGCAUAUAGCUUUGUAUUUUUUUUUUUUUGAAUAAAUGUCUGUAGUUUGAAAAAUUAGAGCCAGGAAAUGGAUUUCCCUCCUGUAGAUUUUUUCACAUUAUUCCUCACCUUAUAUUAUAUAUUCCAAACAGUUAUUGCUUGGCACACUUUUGUCCAUUGGUUAUGUUGGUAUCAUAAUACUUCAGGCCUUUCAAUCACAUUUUUAUUCAGGACCCAUUCAAGUCCAUGAUUUCUCUGUUCUGGUGAUACAGCAGCUCGUGACUGCUCUACAUUCUGGCCAUAUUCAUGACUACUCUAUAUUCUAUAGUAGAUAAUGCCAACAAUGUAAUAAAUAGUCCUUAUUGAUUUAAA
This is a messenger RNA of Mustela erminea (ermine), 3064 nucleotides long. RefSeq names its product cytohesin 1 interacting protein (gene CYTIP). The transcript has 8 exons. Lineage: Eukaryota; Metazoa; Chordata; Mammalia; Carnivora; Mustelidae. Bases 953 to 1942 code for a protein of 329 amino acids. Gene Ontology annotation, cellular component: cell cortex. Gene Ontology annotation, molecular function: protein binding. The record is from RefSeq and is a predicted model, not a curated record. Gene Ontology annotation, biological process: regulation of cell adhesion.